Larimichthys crocea (large yellow croaker) is the source of this 1114-nucleotide messenger RNA. It is a transcript of the gene tfpi2, whose product is annotated as tissue factor pathway inhibitor 2. The record is from RefSeq and is a predicted model, not a curated record. Gene Ontology annotation, molecular function: serine-type endopeptidase inhibitor activity. NCBI's taxonomy places the organism in Eukaryota, Metazoa, Chordata, Actinopteri, Sciaenidae. Gene Ontology annotation, cellular component: extracellular region. The coding region runs from base 88 to 768 and encodes 226 amino acids. The transcript is spliced from 5 exons. Gene Ontology annotation, biological process: negative regulation of peptidase activity.
AACUUCCUCUGGGAAACACAACUAUAAAACUGGAAGUGGCUGGGAUGUUCGGCAGAGUUGAAAAUACUUUGGAGCAAAAGUUUCACCAUGGAGUUUUGCAUAUUAACGCUAUUUGCACUUUUUUCUACGUUUUACAACGUUUUGGCGUUGUCACCUCAAGGCGUGUGCCUCCUUCAAGUGGACGAGGGACCUUGCAGAGGAGAGAUCGAGCGCUAUUACUACAACACUAUCACCCAGAAGUGCGAGAUUUUCUACUUUGGAGGGUGCCAAGGAAAUGCCAAUAACUUCAAGAGUUAUCAAGAGUGCCAGAAAACAUGUUUCAGAAUCCCAAAGAUUCCCCAAAUCUGUAGGUUUCCUAAAGAGGAGGGACCCUGCCGUGGCCUCUUCCACCGCUACUUCUUCAACAUGACCACCAUGAAGUGUGAGUCUUUUUCUUAUGGUGGGUGCCAGGGCAAUAUGAAUCGCUUCCAAGACCUCACAUCUUGCAUGGAGUACUGCAGUCCACAAAAAACUGUUCCUGUGCUGUGCCUGGAUCCUCUGGACAAAGGGAGGUGUUCAGCCUCCAUUCCUCGGUAUUACUACAACACAGCCACCAAGAUGUGUGAGGAGUUCAUCUACUCGGGCUGCGGAGGGAGCAGCAACAACUUCGUCUCGAGGCAGAGCUGCAUGGACGUGUGUGCCAAAGGAGGGAAAAAAUACAAACGCCAAGGAAAAGGUCGUCGCAUGAGACGGUAUAGAAAUAAUAACAUCACUUUCUUGCAGGCUUAGAUGCCUGACACAUGUUCUCAGGGACUCCAUAAUGGAUACUAACAUUUAAUAAAACCUAAAAUGUCGACCAGGUCUUUUUUUGAUGCCACUGGAAAAGUUUUAAAGGCACAUACACACAUUUUCACUGGAUUUGUAUGCAAUGCUUUAUGAGCAAUUUCUCAUGUGAUUUCACUGUAUGCUGUUGAUGAAGUCUAUUACUACUGCACUAAUGAUCCUGUGUAUUUUGAUACUGUAUGUAUGUAACAUAUAUAUAUUGUAUAAGUAAUACAUUAUUACCGUGAAGGUUUUUUAAACUGUUUAACUGUUUUUAUAAGCACAUUUUUUAAAUAAAAUAUGGAGAAUUUUA